AUGUCCAAACCCUCAAUCGGCUUCGUCGGCCUAGGCGCCAUGGGCUUCGGAAUGGCCACGCAUCUCGUGAAAGAAGGCUACGCAGUACACGGCUUCGACGUGUUCCCAGCCUCAGUAGAGCGCUUUAAGGCCGCAGGCGGGAUCCCAGCAUCUUCACUACAGGACUCAGCAAAGGAAAAGGAUUUCUACGUGUGUAUGGUAGCUUCCGCGCCGCAGGUGCAGAGUGUUCUGUUCGGCGAUGAUGGUAUAGUUGCAGGUAAAACACCAACACCAACAACACCCAUUCCCAACGCCCUCAAAUCCCGAAAUAUAAAAUUAACUCACAUCACAGCCCUUCCCAAAAAUGCAACCCUCCUCCUCUGCUCCACCGUCCCGGCAUCCUACGCCCAAUCCGUUGCCGCAGAGCUGACAUCCUUCGGAAGAAGCGAUAUAUCCUUCAUCGAUGCACCCGUGUCCGGCGGCGCACUCCGCGCCGCAGCUGGUACAUUGUCAAUCAUGGCCGGUGCACCAGAUGUCGCGCUGGAGAAAGGCCGGUUCCUACUACAGGAGAUGUCGGACGCUAAUAAGCUGUACCUUGUCCCCGGCGGAAUUGGCGCAGGUAGUAACAUGAAGAUGGUGCACCAGGUGCUGGCGGGUAUUCAUAUCCUUGGUGCUAGUGAAGCUCAGGGCUUUGCCGCGCGACUGGGGUUAGAUGCCGUGAAGACGGGUGAGGCGAUUAAGUCCAGUGCGGCUUGGAGUUGGAUGCACGAGAAUCGGUUGCAGAGGAUGUUGGAUGAGGAUUGGUAUCCUGGUGCUAGUGCUUUGACUAUUAUUCUUAAGGAUGUGGGGAUUAUCACAACUUCUGCGAGACAAAGUCAAUUUCCGACUCCGCUAUGCUCCACUGCUGAGCAGGUUUAUUUGUCUGCUUUGUUGCAGGGUUAUGGUCCUGUUGAUGACUCGUCUAUGGUAAGGCAGUAUUUUGCUGAGCCGAUUACCAAGGUCUCGUCUACCAUGUCUGAGGAGGAGACGACGGAGGCCUUGCAGUUGGUGUUGGAUCUGAUGGAGGUGACUAACCUCGUUGCGGCUGCGGAGGCUAUUUCGUUUGCUCGCUAUCUCAAUGUCGAUCUCAAGCAGUUUUAUACCCUUGUUGCUGAUGCUGCUGGUGCUAGUCGGCAGUUUAUGACGAAGGGGUUGGAGAUUAUUGACGGACUUGGACAGGGCACGAAUGGGGAGACUGUUGAUGAUGCUACUUCUCGUCUAGAGAAGGCUGUGCAGAAGGCGCGCGACCUCCACUGUCCUUUGAAUCUUGGAAAUGCUGCUUUGAGUGUGUUGUUUAUGGCGAAGAAGUCUGGGUUAGGGACUGAGGGGAGUGCCAGUGUGGUGAAGGCUUUUGAACAUUAG
This is a messenger RNA of Penicillium verrucosum, 1380 nucleotides long. RefSeq lists its product as uncharacterized. Bases 1 to 1380 code for a protein of 459 amino acids. The record is from RefSeq and is a predicted model, not a curated record. Gene Ontology annotation, molecular function: NAD binding; NADP binding; oxidoreductase activity. Lineage: Eukaryota; Fungi; Ascomycota; Eurotiomycetes; Eurotiales; Aspergillaceae. The transcript is spliced from 2 exons.